Molecule: messenger RNA, 3555 nt
Organism: Electrophorus electricus (electric eel)
Lineage: Eukaryota; Metazoa; Chordata; Actinopteri; Gymnotiformes; Gymnotidae
Gene: eml3
Product: EMAP like 3
Biological process (GO): microtubule cytoskeleton organization
Cellular component (GO): mitotic spindle
Molecular function (GO): microtubule binding
Source: RefSeq, a predicted model, not a curated record
UGCAGGCUUCCUACAACACAAUGAGCCGUUUCAGAGAAUUGUAAACAGCAGAGGUUCAGACAUGGAUGGAUCAACAAACAGUCUCGAUGAUGUGUCGGCUGGGAGUAGCACUGAGUUUCCAGACAGGCUUUCUCUUAUGGAGAUGCGGCUGCAAGCACAAGAUGAUGAGAUCACACUGCUCAAGUCCUCGUUGGCUGAUGCGUUACGCAAGCUCCGCCUCCAUGAACAACAGAUCCCACUGCUUAAGCAGCAACUGAUCGCUGUGAAUCCUGGUGCAGCUCGAGUGUUGAAUCAGCCUUUUUGCAUUGAUGGAUUCUCCAAACCCUGCAGACUCUCAGCCAGCUCUCUGGAUGGUCUGCACCACCCACCCAACAGACAUACCCCAGCUGAAAAUGGGGACGGUAGUAAAGGCCACCCCAUCCCCGGUCUGAAACUGGGCUCUAGUGAAAAGUCCACCCAAACCGAGCCCUGGACCCCUGAGCCCACGAGGACACCCCUGGCCCUUACGAGGGCCUCUAAGAGCCUCUCCCUGCAGGAUGCGCUCCCUGAGGGCGUUCCCCUCAUGGAGGAGGACCUGAUCAAAGAGACCCCCGAGGAAGACGACAAUGAAGAGGAGCGAGAGAAGGAGCAGGGCUGGUGCUCCUUGGUGGAGGAGUCCAUCAAGCCAACCAUGGUCCGAAGCCUCCAACAGCAGCAGAGCAAAAGCAGCGACGAGGGCCAGGGAUCCGCCCCGCACACACCAACCUCCAGCUCUCCAGCGCCCCCUAAAGAGGCCGUCUGCAGCCCCCAUGGCGGACCCCUAUCCCCCAUUCUGGAGGGCAAGAAAACGCUGACACGAAGGAACAGUGAGAAACUGAGUAAGGAUAGCCAGGACAAAAGCAAACAGCGAAUGCCUAAGAAAGCGGCAUCCUCGACCAACCUCCUCACUCGAUCCCCAAGUCUGGAGGGACGCGCUAAAGACCUCCUCUCGAGCACAGGAGCGCAAGGGUCCAGGAGAGGAACGCAGGGCCAGUCAAUCAAAAUGUUCAUCCGUGGACGGCCAAUCACCAUGUACAUUCCCUCAAACAUCCAGAACUACGAGGAACUUAGAAUGGACUUUCCCACUGAGAAGCUGGAUCUGGAUUGGGUCUAUGGUUACCGAGGACGGGACUGUAGAGGAAACUUGUAUGUGCUGCCAUCGGGAGAGGCAGUGUAUUUUAUUGCCUGUGUGGUAGUUCUUUACCACGUCACCAACCGAACACAACGCCACUAUCGCAAGCAUACAGAUUGUGUUCGAUGUCUAGCAAUCCAUCCAGACAAGGUGCUCGUAGCAUCGGGACAGACAGCAGGUGUGGACAAAGAUGGCAAGCCUUUACAGCCAUUUGUACAUAUCUGGGACUCCACUACCCUGGUGACUCUGCAGCAGAUCGGCUUGGGCACGUUCGAGAGAGGGGUGGGCUCCGUGGCCUUUUCGAAUGCGGACGCAGGUACGUUUCUCUGUGUGAUUGAUGAGUCCAACGAGCACAUGCUGUCUGUCUGGGACUGGAAAAAAAACACCAUGGUCCUUGAAGUAAAGAGUACCACUGAGGCAGUGUUUGCUGUGGAGUUCAGUCCUGCAGACACGAGUAACAUUAUCACGUGUGGGAAGUCUCACGUGUACUUCUGGACCCAGAGUGCCGGCACACUGACGAAGAAGCAGGGCAUCUUUGGAAAAUAUAAGAAGCCCAAGUUCAUCAUGUGUUUUGUGUUCAGUUUAACGGGGGACGUGCUAACGGGUGAUUCCGAAGGCAACAUCCUCACAUGGGGGAAAUCGGCUGCCGACAUAAAGACGUUAGGCAAAGGAGCGAAAGAGACAUUUCAGAUCAUGAAGCAGACGCGGGCCCACGAGGGCAGUGUAUUUACCCUGUGCAUCCUACAGGGCGGCGCUCUGCUUAGCGGGGGCGGUAAAGACCGCAGGAUCAUCCGCUGGAGUGCAGAUCUUGCGCCUGAGAGAGAGUGCGAGAUUCCGGAGAAAUUUGGGGCCGUUCGUACCAUUGCAAAUGUGGACGGGGAGGAAUUGCUGGUGGGAACAACACGGAAUGCCAUUCUCCGUGGCACGUUCUCAGAUGGGUUCGUGGCCAUAGUGCAGGGUCACGUGGAUGAGAUGUGGGGUCUGGCCACACACCCAUCGCAGAACCUAUUCCUCACCUGUGGGAACGACAAGCAAGCGUGCUUGUGGAAUGCUGAGGACCACAGCCUGGGCUGGUGCACCCACUUGGAGGAGUCAGGGCUGUGUGCAGACUUCAGUCCCAAUGGAUCCGUAGUUUCCAUCGGCCUAAGCACGGGAAGGUGGCUGGUGCUAGAUGUGCAGACCCGGGAGGUGGUGUGUGACUUGACCGAUGGUAAUGAGCAGCUGUCCGUCAUGAGAUACUCACCAGACGGCAGCUUUUUGGCAGUUGGUUCCCAUGACAACUUCAUUUACAUUUACAGCGUGAUGGAGGGGGGCCGGCGCUAUACGCGCUUUGGGAAGUGCACGGGGCAUUCCAGUUUUAUCACUCAUCUUGACUGGUCUAAAGAUGGGAAGUACAUCAUGUCCAAUUCUGGCGAUUAUGAAAUCCUGUACUGGGAUGUGGCUGGAGGCUGUAAAUUGUUGCGAAAUCGCUUUGAGAGCAAGGACCGUGAGUGGGCCUCCUACACCUGUGUGCUGGGCUUCCAUGUCAUGGGCGUGUGGCUGGAGGGAUCAGAUGGCACGGACAUCAACGCACUGUGUCGCUCUCACAGCGAAAAAGUGGUGGCUGUGGCAGAUGACUUCUGCAAAGUGCACCUGUUCCAGUACCCAUGCCCUAAACCAAAGGCACCUAGUCACAGGUAUGAUGGCCAUGGCAGUCACGUGACCAAUGUGCGUUUCACCCACAUUGAUAGUCACCUCCUGUCAUUGGGUGGCAAGGACACAUGCAUCCUCCAAUGGCGAGUUAAAGGAGGAGGUACCGGGGACAGCAGGGAACACCCCACCUUGUCCUUCCCUCUGUCCUCUUCUAUAGGUUCUUCAGAACAGGGGAGCCAAAGAGAAAAGGAGACAGUAUGAACAGAGAUGGAAAACGGAGCAGCACACUGCACAAAUUUGGUCUGACUCUGCACAAGCAAGAAUGUGAUGGAAAAUGCAAUGUGACCGUUUGUUUUGGUGUUCUUGGACAACUGGCAUGACCAAUAAGACAAAUGCGUAGACAUUCACUAUAACAGCUUUACAUUUUACCUUACUCAAAUUCCAUAGAAAAAAAAGGAUCAAAGCUGAUGACUGUUACCCAUGUUGGAGAGUGUAUCUUUAGAUCAUGUGAACUGAUCUUCACUUCAUUAACAUUCCCACGUUUUUGAUGAUCUGAAAUGUAACAUUCAUAAAUGCCAGACCAUCAUCUCAAUCAUUAGUCUCUAUCAUACAUUACUCGCUGAAGUACAUGUUUACAUUAAUGAAUUAUUUCUUAUUUGCAGAUCUGAUCUGUUUCUACUCUUAAUUUCCUUUGCUACUGUACCCUGUUGGGCAAUGAUUUCUGAAAAUGUGUUUAUUAUUACACUAUUAAACCAAAAUCAGUUGUCUGUAAA